AUGACGAAAGCAGACUCUUCUACUGGCAGCUUGAAUCGCUCCGAGCAAUACCGUCAACUCUUUUACAAGCAUGCUUCCGUUGAAAAGGAUGGUGACCAGUUUUUAUCCAAAGACGACUUUCUAGCAGCGAUCGCACCUGGUGAAGACUUUAAGAAGAUUCAACGUGAGCAAUUCGGUUUGCUUUUCAAGGUCGCCGACAAAUCGGGCAAGGGCAUGGUGUCGUUUGAGGAUUUCGUCAUCUUUCAAAACUUGCUAUCCAAACCCGAUGCUGAAUACGAGAUUGCAUUCCGAUUGUUUGACGUGGAUGGCACGGGCAAGAUCACCUUUGACCAGUUCAAGAAUGUGCUAUCGAGCAAUAUGCCAAAGGAUGCAGUGCCUUUUGACUUUGACUGCGACUGGUUGAAGUUGUACAUUGGUUCAAAGGAGGGACAACAUGAGUUGAGCUAUGAGGAGUUUUCGCAGCUUCUCAAGGGUCUUCAGGGUGAACGUUUGCGUCAAGAGUUCAAGCACUAUGACAAGAAGCAGAAUGGAUACAUCGAACCUGAGGACUUCAAGCGUAUCAUUUUGGAUAUUGCCAAGCACAAGUUAUCGGAUCAUGUUAUCGAUCAUUUGCCCACUCUAUGCAACUUGUAUGCAGGCACUGGCAACCAAAUCACUUUCUCCAACGUGGUUGCUUUCCACAACGUCAUUCGCAAUAUGGACAUGGUUGAGCUGGUGAUUCGACGUGCUGUUGAAAAGAGCCCCAAUAACAGGAUUAGCAAGGCUGAUUUCCUCAAUCACGCUGCCCAAGCUAGCCGCUAUACGGUGUUCACUCCUAUGGAAGCCGACAUUGUUUUCCACUUUGCUGGUGUUGAUGGUGGUGCCUCUGGCACUUUGAGCCUUGAUGAUUUCGGCAAGAUUUUGGAUCCCCGAUGGCGUCAUCCUCAACCUGAAAGACAAGUCCCUGUCAUCGAGCCUGUAAAGAAAUCUGGUUUGCUUUUUGAGAUCAUGGAGAAUGCCUAUGCUUUUGUAUUGGGCUCGAUUGCAGGUGCUGUUGGUGCAACCGCUGUUUAUCCCAUCGAUUUGGUCAAGACACGUAUGCAAAAUCAACGCUCCAAGGUGGUUGGUGAAUUGCUUUACAAGAACAGCUUUGAUUGUUUCAAGAAGGUUAUCAAGAAUGAAGGUUUUGCAGGAUUAUAUCGUGGUUUGGGUCCUCAGCUUGUGGGUGUUGCCCCUGAAAAAGCCAUCAAGCUUACCGUCAACGACUUUGUACGAAGCAAGUUGGCCGACAAGAAAACAGGCGAAUUACAAUUCUGGCAGGAGAUGAUUGCUGGUGGUGCCGCUGGUGGUUCUCAAGUUGUGUUUACAAACCCUCUGGAGAUUGUAAAGAUUCGUUUGCAAAUCCAGGGUGAGCAAGCUAAGAAUACGGGUGCCCCACGUCGUUCGGCUAUUUGGAUUGUCAAAAACUUGGGUAUUGUCGGCUUAUACAAGGGUGCAAGUGCAUGUUUGCUUCGUGAUGUUCCAUUCUCGGCUAUCUAUUUCCCUGCAUACGCCCAUUUGAAGAGAGACAUGUUCCACGAAGGCCCUGAACACAAGUUGACAAUCACUGAAUUGUUGAUGGCUGGUGCUAUUGCUGGUAUGCCUGCUGCUUACUUCACAACUCCUGCCGAUGUGAUCAAGACUCGUCUUCAAGUGGAGGCUCGUAAGGGUCAAACUUCGUACAAUGGUAUUGCUGAUGCUGCCAGGAAGAUCAUGCGUGAGGAAGGCUUCAAGGCAUUCUUUAAGGGUGGUCCUGCAAGAAUUUUCCGCUCAUCACCACAAUUUGGUGUCACUCUUACUGUUUAUGAGAUCUUGCAUCAAGCUUUCCCUCUACCAGGAAGCCAUUCGUCUGCUGCUACUGGUGCUACAAGCUCACCUGCUCCACAAGCCCAACAAGACUUUGGUCCUCUUCGAUCAAGAAAUGCUCUCAAGAUGCUCUUAGACCUCGAUUAUAGAUUUGGUGUGUACAGACCCACCGCCCCUGCUGCUGAUAAGGCGUAG
Lichtheimia ornata is the source of this 2019-nucleotide messenger RNA. RefSeq lists its product as uncharacterized. The transcript is spliced from 2 exons. The coding region runs from base 1 to 2019 and encodes 672 amino acids. Gene Ontology annotation, biological process: malate-aspartate shuttle; aspartate transmembrane transport; L-glutamate transmembrane transport. The record is from RefSeq and is a predicted model, not a curated record. NCBI's taxonomy places the organism in Eukaryota, Fungi, Mucoromycota, Mucoromycetes, Mucorales, Lichtheimiaceae. Gene Ontology annotation, molecular function: L-aspartate transmembrane transporter activity; calcium ion binding; L-glutamate transmembrane transporter activity.